AUGGAUGCAUCAAGAGAACCAAAGGGAAUUGUGAAACAAAUGUCAUUUGGGAAGAGAAAAUGGCCCAAGAUAAACAAAAAAUUUGUCUUUAUUAGUUUCCUUAUGCAUUUUUUCUGUAUUUUUGCACCGUUUCAAAUUAAUUUCGGUGCAAUUUCGAUUUGUAUUGCUUUAUAUAUUAUUACAGGUCUUUUUGGGAUCACUAUUUCAUAUCAUCGAAAUCUUACCCAUAAGAGUUUUAAAGUUCCCAAAUGGCUUGAAUAUUUGUUUGCUUAUUGUGGAGUUCAUGCUCUUCAGGAUGAUCCAAUUUCUUGGGUGAGCACACAUAGAUAUCAUCAUCAAUACGUUGAUACUGCAAAAGAUCCACAUAGUCCGAUUAAAGGAUUUUGGUUUAGUUACCUUACCUGGUAUUUUCAUAAGAGGGAUCAAAGCGUUAGUGAAAAUACUACCGAUUUGGAGAAGCAAACAUUCUAUAGGUUUCUUCGCAAAACAUAUUUACUUCAUCCCAUUGCUCUUGCAGCCCUACUUUAUAGCAUUGGAGGCCCUCCAUUCCUCAUUUGGGGAAUGUGUGUGAGAAUUGUAAUGGUUUUACACAUAACAUUCUUAGUGAAUUCAGUAUGCCAUAUGUGGGGAAAGCAACCAUGGAAAAUAAACGACUUAUCUAGAAACAAUUGGUUGGUAAGUUUGGUUGCAUUUGGAGAAGGUUGGCACAAUAACCACCAUGCCUUUGAAUAUUCAGCUAGGUUGGGCAUUGAAUGGUGGCAAUAUGAUCCCGGUUGGUAUGUUAUUAGGGUUCUUGAAGCCAUUGGAGUGGCUACUCAUGUCAAAUUGCCAUCUCAAACCCAUAUGCAAAAGUUGGCCACUGAUUAACUAAGAGAAGCCUUUCUUUAAGUGAUGUAUUACAUGGAAAUAAUUAUGCUUCUAAAAAUAAUGUGGAAUAAUGUGAAAUAAAAGAAAUGCCAAUAUAAAUUGUUGC
Molecule: messenger RNA, 973 nt
Organism: Cucurbita pepo subsp. pepo (vegetable marrow)
Lineage: Eukaryota; Viridiplantae; Streptophyta; Magnoliopsida; Cucurbitales; Cucurbitaceae
Product: palmitoyl-monogalactosyldiacylglycerol delta-7 desaturase, chloroplastic-like
Biological process (GO): very long-chain fatty acid biosynthetic process
Cellular component (GO): endoplasmic reticulum membrane
Molecular function (GO): palmitoyl-[glycerolipid] 7-desaturase activity
Source: RefSeq, a predicted model, not a curated record